Messenger RNA from Thalassophryne amazonica, 1639 nucleotides. RefSeq names its product rab5 GDP/GTP exchange factor-like. Lineage: Eukaryota; Metazoa; Chordata; Actinopteri; Batrachoidiformes; Batrachoididae. Gene Ontology annotation, biological process: vesicle-mediated transport. The transcript is spliced from 9 exons. Gene Ontology annotation, cellular component: cytosol; endocytic vesicle. The coding region runs from base 234 to 1637 and encodes 467 amino acids. The record is from RefSeq and is a predicted model, not a curated record. Gene Ontology annotation, molecular function: zinc ion binding; guanyl-nucleotide exchange factor activity; DNA binding.
ACCGGAAAUCAUAGUCUGUGAUUUCGCACCUCUUAUUACGUUCGUUACGUUGCCAUUAAAAUGUUUUACAGAGUUAUUUAAUUUCUUUUUCGAAAACUCUCUUUCAUAUAUUGUUCGCAGGGUUGUUCGUACCGCCGUUGAUGAUGAAUCUGUCACCCAACAAAGUGAAAAUUUUCACCAACUGACAGGAAGUAAAUACGUAUACAGAAAAAAUAACAAGAGAGAACUGUACAAUGUGGACAGAUAAACAAAGAGGAAUCAGGGUUUCUCAGGAAGAGCUGCUGUGCAAGAACAGCUGUGGAUAUUAUGGAAACCCUGCAUGGCAAGGGUUCUGCUCCAAAUGCUGGAGAGAGAGAACACGUCCAUCAGGAGAGCAAAGACAUAAUACAAGAUCAAGCAAAGAUGGAACUCCUGUCACCUUCUCUAAAUUUGAGGAGAAGAAAAAUAUGGAGAAAGGCCGCCGAAUAUACACAAUGAGGAGACUUUUCUGGGGUAGUCCUUCACCUCCAAAACGUGAAGAGUCUUCUGAAUGCCAAUCAAAUGCAUUAAAGGCCUACCAGAGUCUUGAGCCGGGUGACUUCACUGGCUUCCUAAAGCUACUUCGGAGUCCUCCUUCUCAGCGUUUACAAUCCCGCUGUACAGCAUUCCUCAAUACAAUGGAAGCUUACCAUCAUCUGCCAGUACAAAAGCAAUCUGACCACGUGCAGGAUUUCUAUCAAUCUUUUGCCGAAUAUUUUAGCGAUUUUCCCGAGGCUGUUGUCACUCAGAUCAUGGAGCAUGUAGAGAAGUUAAUUAUGACCCGGCUGCACAAGUGGGUUUUCUGCCAUGACAGUUGUGAUGAUGAACAGAAGGACCUGAGCCUCCAGAAAAGGAUCCGUUCUUUAAACUGGGUCACUCCACAGAUGCUCAGUGUACCUUUUCCUGACAAAAACACUGCAGUCACAGGCGACCCCUUUCUCCCUGCUAUAACAACUAUCAUUGAGAUGGAUGCCAAACGAGCACCUCAGGACAAACUGACAUGCGUGACCAAAUGCAGCCAGCAUGUCUUUGAGGCACUCUCAGCCUCGAGACAUGAACCAGCUAAUGCUGAUGACUUCUUGUCAGGACUGGUUUAUGUAGUGCUGAAGGCAAAUCCACCUCGCCUACACUCCAACAUGCAAUAUGUGAUUCGCUUUGGUCUCCCUCACAGUCUGAUGGCAGGAGAGAGUGGCUAUUAUUUCACAAAUUUGUCUUGUGCAGUUGCUUUCAUUGAAAAGCUGGAUGGACCAGCACUCAACCUCAGUCCAGAAGAGUUUGACAGCUAUAUGUUGCAUCAUCGAGCUCCACCUCAUGAGAGACAACAGACUACAAAUGACACACAACAGCUGUUAGAAGAACUUAAAGGGCGACAGGAAAAGCUGAACCAAGGAGUAGGUGCCCUCAACGUGCAAUUACAAAAGUGGGUGGAAGCAGUUCAUUCACAACUUGAUGAAGCUACAGCCCAGUUCUUUGAGGUACAGAAGGAGGUAUCGGCUCAAGCAAAGCUGUUGCAGUCGUUUUCAACCUCAUCUCUUGAAGCACAGGGAGAUGAUGUCAAAGACCAGAAGAUGCUGUUGCUUAUGGAUCAGAAUGCAGGUGCAAAAGAUACAGACUGCUAACU